Molecule: messenger RNA, 405 nt
Organism: Moesziomyces aphidis
Lineage: Eukaryota; Fungi; Basidiomycota; Ustilaginomycetes; Ustilaginales; Ustilaginaceae
Source: the annotation of a GenBank genome assembly
AUGGCUAGCCGCCGCACGGUCGCGUGCACACCCGAGACACUACAUUUGUCCGCUUCUUCUGACAGCGCAGCACCUGUGACAUCCGGUACGAGCGUGCUCGGGACGGGCUUUGAGGCGCGUGCUUGCGGCUGUCAAAAAUGGCCGCCGAUAAGAAGCCAAGUGAGGCUUGCCGUUAUCGCACACGUGGAAAUUGGCGGCGACCAGAAGCGCUCGAGACUCCGUUUCUUCCGCCUUGGUGAUGUCCGCUAUCUCAGGACCUUGCAAGUUGCGAGCCCCCGCGUCCAGCCAGUAGCCGCCGAUGCAGGGCUACCUGGGAUCUCGGCCGUGCCUCCUGGCCCUACCGCGGCCAUCUCCGGUGAUGCUUCCGCUUACUGGAGGCUCCGCACUCACAUUGAUCCUCCAUAG